AUAAAAGAUGGUGCUUGGCUUGAUACUGAGUCGACGACUGUGGUCUCGUCGGCACGGCUUACUGCAGUGUUGCAACAUAAAAUCACACCACUCUGCCAGAUGAUGACUCAAUGUUCUUCACUGUGUGUGUGUGUGUGUUUGUGUGUGUGCGUGUGUGUGUCUCUGCAUGUCUGUACAGAGUGCUACUCUGGACAGUGUGCUCUCUGCAUUCAGGUCUAUAUGUGGUGAGGACAGUGUCUCAUUGGGUGAAGCUGUCAGAGAGCAGCAUGGCAAAGAUGAGUCUGUACACAGAUGUUGUCCCCCAGAUGUGGUGGUGUUUCCUCAUUGUGUGGAGGAGGUCAGUGCCCUGACCAAGGUCUGCCACCAGCACCGCCUUCCCAUCAUCCCUUUUGGCACCGGGACUGGCCUGGAAGGAGGGGUCAGUGCUGUCGAGGGAGGUGUGUGCUUCAGUCUGAGGAACAUGGAUCAGAUUCUGGAUCUCCACCAGGAAGACUUUGACGUGACAGUGGAGCCUGGUGUGACUCGGAAGGCCCUUAAUGCCUACCUGCGGGACACCGGCCUGUGGUUUCCCGUUGAUCCUGGAGCUGAUGCAUCUCUGUGUGGAAUGGCUGCCACUAGUGCAUCUGGUACUAAUGCAGUGCGUUAUGGAACUAUGAGGGAAAAUGUUGUAAACCUGGAGGUGGUACUGUCUGAUGGGACCAUCAUACACACAGCUGGGAAGGGCCGACGUCCCAGGAAGACUUCAGCAGGCUACAACCUGACAAACCUGUUUGUGGGUUCAGAGGGGACCCUGGGGAUCAUCACUAAGACGACAUUGCGCCUGUACGGCAUCCCAGAGGCCAUGGUGUCAGCCGUCUGCUCUUUUCCCUCUGUCCAGGAUGCUGUAGACAGCACAGUGCAGAUCCUACAGGCUGGAGUACCCAUCGCUCGCAUUGAGUUUCUGGAUGAUGUGAUGAUUGAUGCAUGCAACAGGUUCAGUUGUCUCUCCUACCCUGUGACCCCGACUCUGUUCCUGGAGUUCCAUGGCUCUGAGCAAAGCCUCAAGGAACAAGUCAACACAACUGAGGACAUCACUCAGAGUAACAGAGGUUCAGAUUUUCAGUGGGCUCAAGAUGCAGAAACAAGGAACCGAUUGUGGAAAGCUCGUCAUGAUGCCUGGUAUGCUGCUCUCGCUCUCAGACCUGGCUGCAAGGCCUACGCUACAGAUGUGUGUGUCCCUUUGUCUCAACUGCCUCAAAUCAUUGUGGAGACAAAAGAGGACCUGAUUGAAAACAGACUUACAGGUCCCAUAGCGGGUCAUGUUGGUGAUGGUAACUUCCACUGCUUGAUGGUGGUGGACCCCACUGACCCAGAGGAGCUGCACCAGGUCCACCUGUUCACUGAGAGACUGGCCAGGCGAGCCCUGGCCAUGGGUGGCACAUGUACAGGCGAGCAUGGAGUAGGUUUGGGGAAGAGAGCACUACUGUGUGAGGAGUUGGGAUCCAUGGCUAUCCAGGUCAUGCAGGGUCUCAAAGACACCCUUGACCCACAUAAUAUGAUGAAUCCUGGGAAAAUUCUACAGCCAAGAGAACUAUAAACAGUAUUAUUGUUUUAUCUGUAUACUGUUCAUGGCACAAUGAUUUCAUUUUUAGAGCAUAUUGCACAUAGAAGUAUUUCUUGUUAAAACAGAAUUUAACUGACUCAAGUAAACAGCUGAAUAUCACUUGGAAGAUAUUGUUAAUUAAUGUGAGGUGAGAUUAAAUCUGUGAUGAUUUCAUUGGUGUUGGUGUUUCUGUCAUCAGGUGCAUCAUGUGAGCAUGCAUUCUUUUGCAAGGAGAUCUAAGAAUAUGUCAACUAAGAAAAUCCAGAAAUGAUUUAUUUUGAUUGGACUGUGGCAGAAACCUGUGGAAUGAGCAAGCAAUUUGAAGAGUUCAUAUAAUGUUUGGCUCUGUAUAAUAAUUAAACAGUGGGCAUCAUACUGAAAAAAACUGCAUGACAACUUGUAACAUGAAUCCGCCAAAGGCUCCACCACUUACUCCAUCUCCAUCAGUAUGGUUGCUCCCUUUUUUAUCUCUGCAGCAGCAGCACUUAACUAAACAUUAAGAAUGAAAUAAAAAGAGUUUACACAGCCUCUGAUGUACAAUAAUGUAUCUUGUGUGACUUUAUAAUAUCUCAGAGACACAUGCAUGUGCAUAUACCAUCAUUAAAGAGUUGUUUUUUUUACCUAUCUAAUCUGAUUGAAUUGAAUAACACUGCAUGAUUUAGAAUCAUCUCUAUGUAUUGGUUUCAGGUAAUGAAGGUAAUGAAGUUAAUAAAGGGUAGUUGUGUUCUUCCGGUUGAAUUAGCUUGUCAUUUCUGGAAUACUACUCAGCCCUGAUUGCUGCUGUGUAUUAAAUGUAAACACAGCCUGACAAGCAACAGAUGUAUAACUGUCCAAAUACUUAUGGCCUGGACUGUUAAAUUUCAAUAUUAUCUAUUUUCAAUGUGUGAUAAACCUUCAGAGUCACUAUGCAUUUUGGGAUGGUGACAGAAAGCAGUCAAACCACCAGACAAUAAAGUUGCUUGAUAACA
This is a messenger RNA of Lates calcarifer (barramundi perch), 2550 nucleotides long. It is a transcript of the gene ldhd, whose product is annotated as lactate dehydrogenase D. Gene Ontology annotation, biological process: lactate catabolic process. The transcript is spliced from 11 exons. Gene Ontology annotation, cellular component: mitochondrion. Bases 167 to 1576 code for a protein of 469 amino acids. Gene Ontology annotation, molecular function: D-lactate dehydrogenase (NAD+) activity; D-lactate dehydrogenase (cytochrome) activity; FAD binding. NCBI's taxonomy places the organism in Eukaryota, Metazoa, Chordata, Actinopteri, Centropomidae. The record is from RefSeq and is a predicted model, not a curated record.